This is a messenger RNA of Poecilia reticulata (guppy), 3018 nucleotides long. Lineage: Eukaryota; Metazoa; Chordata; Actinopteri; Cyprinodontiformes; Poeciliidae. The record is from RefSeq and is a predicted model, not a curated record.
AUGGACCCUAAGACCAGAGAUACACUUGUKCUGYAUGCUGUGGACCUYAACAUMAAAGAAAUUGAYCAUCUGCUGACAUKUUAUCCUUGCAUACCUACAUCARACGGRCAACUCCAAUAUAUCAAGAAACUUGUCCAUCCCUCUGGAARAGUGGCCUGUCUUUUUGARCCAGAUGAAGGACGUUUKCUGGGUGGAACCAAACAGGACUUCUGUUCACCCAGAAGGAUUCAACGGUUGCUGGAACUUGGAAUGGCCAGUGAUCAUCUUCCACUAGAGGACAUYRCACACAAAGCAUGCACAAUGACAAAAACCUGGAGUUUUGACAAAAACAAAGCAUAUGGGAAUGUAAAGUGCCUUCUUGAACUUAUGAAAAACCACCUGAAUGACAAAGAUUCUCCCCACUGGAAAACMUUGAGAWUGACUCSAUUUYUCCCAGCAUUUUUUCCUGGUGACAUAAAGAUGAAACAAARCACAAMRCUCCARCAACCCACAGCAAUUUUCAGUGACAGAUUCUCCUUGCUUGUUAACAUGAAUCAUCCUGUGCUGGAUAAUAUUGGACUGAAAAUACACAACACUGAUCCUGUCCUGGACCUUUUAAAAGUUCAGAACAGUCCAGAGCCAGAGACUGUCCUUCAGCAGCUGCAAAAAGCCAGUAAACAUUCACAGUCAUUGGACACAUCUAUGCUUCACAAAAUAGCAUAUGAGUGCUAUAAGUUUCUAGAUCAGUGGAUCAGUGGAUGUAAGAACUCCACUUUCAUUUCACAGCAGGCAAAUUCAUUCCCCUUCGUCYUCAUUGGCAACACAUUCGUUAAUGUCAACUGYGUUGCAGAAAAUGAGCAGUUUGAAGCCAAACCCUAUCUCCAUGUACUUCCACACACCUUCACUAGUUUCAGGAAUCUUUGGGAGACUGUUGGUGUUGGAAARAAAUUUACCGCUACUCAGUUUUUCUCUGUGCUUCAAGAACUUCACUCCCAACAUGAAAACAAAGCRCUCCCAGAAAAGGAUCUAUCUAUUUGCCUUACAAUUUUARCAAAAGGGAUAUUUGAGACAAAGRAAAAACCAACUGAAGAGUGUUUGAUACCAAAUGAACAUGGAGUUUUGCAGYCYGCCAAAGACCUGUUUUACAAUGACAGYCCAUGGAUGCCAGUUGCUUCYGGUAUCACAUUGUGUCAUCAAAAUAUYCCCCGUCCUAUGGCUAUSCACUUUGGAAUYAAAACAACCAGGCAUCACWCUCUGGAAGACUGCACAGUUGACAACUUUUYCCCAUUUUCAUUUCAUUUUGAACAGCRGGAACAAUUAACUGUUCGAAUUAARAACAUMAUUUCAGCAUAUCCAUCAAAGAAAGACAUUCUUAAAGARYUGAUCCAAAAUGCUGAUGAUGCUGRGGCAACAGAAAUUCAUUUCAUWUGGGACAAAYGUCAACAUGGCAAAGAAARRACAUUUGGKAAAAGMUGGAACAAUCUGCAGGGUCCAGCUCUCUGUGUUUUCAACAACAAAGUGUUUUCUGAUGAUGACUUGAAAGGCAUUCAGCAGCUGGGAGAAGGAGGAAAACAAAACUUACAAGGAAAGAUUGGGAAAUAUGGACUUGGUUUCAACUCUGUUUACCACCUGACUGACUGUCCCUCCAUCCUAACUGGAGAUGAAUUACUUUGCAUUUCUGAUCCCAAUCAGAAAUACAUUGAAAGUCAUCCAGACAAGCCUCGUGCAGGCAUUGGAUACAAACUAGUUGAUGGAAAGCUGCAUCCAUCAAGUUCACUCUACUACAAUGAUACAGUGUUUGAGAUCAAAAGGUUGGAAGAAGGACUGGAGGAUAAGUUCCUGUUGCUCGAGAAACUCAGUGAAUGUCAUCUGGACAAUGUGCAGCAAACUCUGGCUGAUAAUGACAUCCGUGAUAGUGUAAACAUUGAAACAAAAACUCUCAGUCCACCAGAUCCUGGGACAAACAUUCCAGAUGAAUGGCACGAUUCAUUAGAUAUGAGCUUUCUGAACAACUUUGAAGAAGGGGAAUAUGUUGGCUAUAGCACAAACAACACGUACAUUUAUGCAGUUAUUGUCAAAGAACUUCCUGGUUGCUCUGGAAGAUGUUCCUGGAAAUACAAAAUAGACAUUGGAGAGGAUGAACCAGUAGAAGUCRGUCAUCUUGACCUGUAYCAAUUCAAAAGAGACACAAAAAGUAAGACAGAUGGGAUCAACUGCAGUUCCUCUCUGGAGCUGGUUGUGAAGAAUGUGUCACCUUCAUCCCAGACCCCACAAAGUUCUCUACCAACUUCUCUUGAUGAAGCUAAAAGGGAAAUAGACAAAUGUUUGGCUGAGAUUUGGAAUCUUCCUGAAGAGGAGAGAAGGAAAGCUAUCAAGAGACUUUACCUUAGAUGGCAUCCUGAUAAAAAUCCUGACUGCCAGGACCUCGCCACAGAGGCUUGUAAAUAUUUGCAGAAUCGAAUUCAUGAGCUCAGCAAUCCGUCCAAUUCAAGGAGAUCUCCUAAUUUCAGAGACUUCUACCAGCAAUGGGACCAAGAAGCCAGGCAUCACAGAAGUGGCCGAGAAAGAUUUUUUAGAUCUAGAGCAUCCCAUUCCUACAACUUUUGGACCCAUAACACAAAUAUUCCAAGACCAAACAAAGAAGAGGCCAAACGCUGGUGUAAACAGGCUCGCUGUGAUCUUKAYGCAGCUCAUAAAGACACAAGUGGAGACAGCACAGAGUGGUGUCUAUUCAAAGUCCAUCAGGCAGUGGAAAAGGCUCUCAUUGCAGCAGAAUAUAAGCAUGAUGGUAAACACACYGCCAGCAGCUCAAUUUCAGCCACAGCAGCAAAWGUUUCCCGCUACCACCCUCAGCUGAGAGACCUUCCUCAGAUUGUAGCCGAUCUGAAGUCACUGGGAGUGGACGCCAAAAAAACUCAAUACCCCAACUGUCAUCCAUUUCCCCACAUUCCUAAUGAGCAGUUCAGGUCUGAAAAUGGAGCACGAGCAGUGAACAGAGCAUCUGAGCUACUCAACAAAGUAGAAGCGUAUGUAAAUUAG